This is a messenger RNA of Podarcis raffonei (Aeolian wall lizard), 1561 nucleotides long. RefSeq names its product P2Y purinoceptor 2-like. Gene Ontology annotation, cellular component: plasma membrane. Gene Ontology annotation, molecular function: G protein-coupled receptor activity. The transcript has a single exon. The coding region runs from base 329 to 1258 and encodes 309 amino acids. NCBI's taxonomy places the organism in Eukaryota, Metazoa, Chordata, Lepidosauria, Squamata, Lacertidae. Gene Ontology annotation, biological process: G protein-coupled receptor signaling pathway. The record is from RefSeq and is a predicted model, not a curated record.
GUUCAGUGUUAAACUCUCUGAAAUAAAAACAAAAACCGAAAGACUUGAAGUGUCAGUGCCAGAUUUCUGUGCAAGAGAAGCAACACAAGUUUCAGUCUUUCUUUUGGGUGUGAAACUGACUCAGAAGAAGCCCUGAGAAAAAUAGGAAAUGGGCAGGGGAGAAGGGCCCCACCUCGGCCACACUUUCAGAGCUGUGACAGAAGGGCACUGCUAGCAGCCGACUUCACCUACCACAAGCAAAUCAUCAUUCCUCCUGCUUGCCAACUCUGUAUUCUGAACUGGAACGUGUACGGACAACUCUACUUAGGCCACCUGUCUCCUUCACCGAAUGAACACCAGCAACGUGACACAAUGCCAGCCAGAGGGGAUCCACUUUGCCCUCCCAGUAAUUUUGGGCAUCGUCUCAGUGGGCGGGUUGGUCUUCAACAGCAUCAGCCUCUGGAUCUUCUGGUUUGCCAUCAAGCGCUGGAAUUCUGGCAUCAUGCUUCAGUUCAACCUGGCCUUGGUAGACAUCAUUGUCCUUCCGGUCAUGCCAUUGAUGGUGGCCUAUUUCAGCUUGGGAAACCACUGGCCCUUUAGGCAGUUUGUCUGCCAGCUUCAAGUUUUCCUGCUCAGCACCCACCUGUAUGGAAGCAUCUUCUUCCUCAUGCUCAUCAGCAUCCACAGGUACCAAGCCAUUGUCCACUACAACGCCAAGACCCUCUGGAGGAAGAAGUCUGCCUUGAAAAAGCUGGUCAUGGUCUUCUGGGCUUUCCUCUUCCUGCAGGGACUUCCACUCUUCUUCUUCCUCAAGACUUCAGUCAUCGGCAACUCGGUCAAGUGCCUGAGCAUCUACCAGUCAGAGCUGACCUAUCUCUACCUAGCCUAUGGCAUCUUCCUGGGGAUCUUCUGCUUCCUCAUUCCCUUUGGCAUCUCUCUGGUGUCCUACGUGAUGCUGUGGGCCUACAUUGCUAAAAUCAGUCAAGCCAAUCUCCGAGGCCAGGUAAUGAAGACUAAGUCGAAGCAGAUGAUCACCAUUGCCCUGGUCAUCUUUGCCACCUGCUUCACACCCCUCCACAUCUGUGGGUCCAUGGCUUCCAUUGUGAGAUAUUAUGGCGUGUCCUGCAAGGUUCUGUACCACAUAGAAGUCACCUAUUACAUUUCUUUGGUCUUCAGCAUGGUCAACUGUUGCUUAGAUCCCUUCAUCUACAACUUUGCCAACGAGAAAUUUCACAGGCUCUUUUCCAAUUCCCUAAGAGGAUUAUUGGUGUCCAAGUGAGAAAAUGUCCUUCGGAAAAGGAAAGGUAAAAGAUAAAACACUAUGGGGUUGUAAGUAAUGUUGGACAUUGUCAGGUGCAGGGAUGCUGACAGGAUCUGAGCCACAUAAACUGUAUGUGGAUUGUGCCAGCAAUCUAUUGACAAUAACUGCUGCUUAUAUACGUAAGUUAAUUCUGCCUAACCUACCUCACAGGGCUGUUGCAAAUAUGACGGUGGGGAGGAGAAUGUACACAACUAUGAGCAUCUGUGGGGAAAAGCAAGUUACAAAGAUAUACCACCAUUCACAGAUCAUGAAAAGGAAAAU